UCCUUUUGUUCCUGCCCAGAUCCAGGCGGACCUCCUCUUCAACCAGAACACCAACGUGUACUUUGGGGAUUUCUACUGCAUGUACACGUCGUACCACUACGUGAUCCUGGUCCUGGCGCCUGCCGGCUCCGCCGGAGACGCCUUCUGCAGCGGCCGGCUGCCGGCGCUGGACCGGUCCGACAACCGCUUCCUGCGCUGCAGCGAGGAGCGCGACGGCUCGAUGUCCUUCGGCCACGCGCAGGACGUCAUCCUGGAGGUGGUCUACACCGAGCCGGUGGACCUGUCUCUGGGGACGGUCCAGAAGAUCAGCGGGCAGCACCUCCGGAGUCAGUCCACCGUCAACGCCAAGAAGGACCCCAGCUGCAAGAUCUGCAACAUCAGUGUCGGACGAUAGAACGUGUUUCAAAGCUAAAGUGCUUUAAACGUUUUUUCGUCUCUUUAUUUGCGGCUUUUUCCCGACGU
Molecule: messenger RNA, 462 nt
Organism: Etheostoma cragini (Arkansas darter)
Lineage: Eukaryota; Metazoa; Chordata; Actinopteri; Perciformes; Percidae
Product: phytanoyl-CoA hydroxylase-interacting protein-like
Exons: 1
Coding region: 80-394 (104 amino acids)
Cellular component (GO): cytoplasm
Source: RefSeq, a predicted model, not a curated record